This is a messenger RNA of Anas platyrhynchos (mallard), 894 nucleotides long. The record is from RefSeq and is a predicted model, not a curated record. NCBI's taxonomy places the organism in Eukaryota, Metazoa, Chordata, Aves, Anseriformes, Anatidae.
GCUCUGGCCUCCCCCCCGGGGUGCCUCCAGCCACGACCCCGCGGCGGUGCUUGGGUCACGCACCCCCCAGGGCUUUACGUCGGGAUUAAGGCUGACCCCAGGAGGUUUUUUGGGGAGCUGAAAUGAGAUUUUGGGAAUCUCCUCGUGUCCCCCCCCAGGCGCCGCACCGCCUGCGCCAGCUGACGGGGCUGGAGAAGCAAACCCUCUACGUCGGCCCCCAGACCGUGCCCGCGGCCCCCCACCUCCCGGGGCUCUUCCAGGGCACCGAGCUGAAGCCUGACGAGGUGAAAGGCGGCCACAGGGUGACCGAAUUCCUCACCUACAACUGCCUGGCCACGGACACCGACCUCUACAGCGAGUGCCUGCGGACCUUCUGGACGUGUCCCCACUGCGGUCUCCACAUGCCCUUCACCCCCCUGGAGAGAAUGUGCCACGAGAGCUCCUGCCAGCCCACCGAGGCCCCCCCGGAGGAAGAGGUUGGGGGUUCUUCCAAAACCUCCGCCCUGCACCGCCUCUACCACUGCGACAUCUGCCAGCAGGACUUCACCCUCACGCCCACCGAAAUCCUCCGGCACAAGAAGCAGCACCAGUGAGCCCUGGGAGGGUGGAGACCCCCAAAAUUGGGGGAGCCCCCUGCUCUGCUGCCCUUGGUGUCCUUGGAGACAUCAGCCGCAUCCUCGAGGACGUGGCGUGGGUCAUCGUUGACACUGUCACGUUGCCUCAGGAACUUCCAUUUGCUCACCUAUCCGAAAAAAUGAGAAGAGCCAGGCAUCAUCACCGCUGGUAGGAGAGCGCUGUUAAAAAUUAAGGAUCAGCACAAAUCUCGCUGCUCUUUCAUCAUUAACAACGGUUCUGUAAAAAAUAAAUAACGAAAAUAAACCCCACACCUCUUCA